Messenger RNA from Dermatophagoides pteronyssinus (European house dust mite), 589 nucleotides. It is a transcript of the gene Spec2, whose product is annotated as CDC42 small effector protein Spec2. The record is from RefSeq and is a predicted model, not a curated record. Gene Ontology annotation, biological process: regulation of Rho protein signal transduction. Gene Ontology annotation, molecular function: small GTPase binding. Lineage: Eukaryota; Metazoa; Arthropoda; Arachnida; Sarcoptiformes; Pyroglyphidae. Gene Ontology annotation, cellular component: plasma membrane.
ACGCAGUUCUCUCUUUGAUGUCAAUCAAUCAAAUGAAAGAAUCAAUCGUUAUUUUGCAAUCAACAAUCGAUUCGUUUGUUCAUUUAUUUUGUUUGAUGAUUUGAAUGUAAAUUGUAUCGAAAUAUUCUCGUUGCCUUUCCUCUCUCUCUCUUCCUUUGAUCUUGAUCGGCUUGUAAUCAAAAAAGAAAAAGAAAAGAAAAAUAGAAUAAAAGAAUAAUGAGCGAAUUAUGGAUUCAAUGUUUUACUUGUGGUAUCGUAACCAAUCGACCACAACCCACGCGACGAAGACGAAUCGACCGUUCAAUGAUUGGAAAUCCCACCAAUUUCCGGCAUACAGCUCAUGUUGGUGGUGGCGGUGAUGGCUCUGCUGAAAUGUCCAAUCAUAUUCGAACCAUACAAAAUCAGAUGGCAUCCAAAGGUGGAUAUGAUUAUGUAUUGCCUGUCAAAGUAUCGAUACCGGUUGUUGAUGUAAAAAAUUAAUCUUUUCUGCAAUAUAUAUUUCGUUUUGUUCGUUGAUCUCUUUAUGGUUACCAUCUUCAUCAUCAUCAUUAUUACCAUUAUAACUAUCUCAUCUCAUUAUCAUCAUCAC